GUGACGUUUUAAAUAAAUAUUGACUUUAAGGAUAUACAUACAUGCAUACAUGCAUAUAGGAAGCAUUGUUCAAGUGAUUAUAAUAUAGUGUAACCUUCGGUAACACUCCAGAGCGUCAAGCGUUGAGCACGUAUUUGAAAUUCAAAUUAACGCGCCCAUUUCUAUGCUCAUAGAUACAAACGCGUGCAUACUUUAAAGCGAAUGACUAUGUAGUUUUACCCACUAACGCUGAUAAACAUAUUUACAUACGUUUAUCGGUAUAUAAAUAUAUACAUACAUACAUAGUAUGUAGCUUACACACAAGUUGGCUUACGUUGGACUUUUCGCUUGUACUUAGCCUUUACUCGUUCUUCGCAGAAUUCCUUUGUACAUUCUUAUGUAAAUGAGAAAACGCCCACAAGGGUGUAGUGAGGUAUGUGAAUUAGUGAAACAAACAAUCAAUAAACUAGUUGAAAAAAAAUAUGCGCGAAUUCAACACGUUAAGUAAAGGAAUGUGUGUAUAAAUAACAAAUUGGAAAUCGAAUAUAUUAUAUUACAAACGUACAUAUAUACAAAAUAACAAGUACUUUUGCUUAUAUAAAAGUGAAGUUGAACACUCAGUGAAUACCUAAUCAAGCUUUUUUUAAAGGUUUUUUUUGUUUGUCGACAGUGUGCGGCCGCUUGUGGUCAUGUGUUAAAAAAUAAAUGUAUAAAAUAAAAUAAAAAAAAUUAUAAUAAAAAAUAAAUUAUUCUGCCUACGUAUCCUCUAUGAAUAAUUAGGCAUUUAAUUUAGCUGCAAGUGUAAAUUGAAAUAAAAGCCAACAAAAAAAAAAAAAAAAACAAAAACACAAUAACAAGUAAACGAAAGUGAGAGAAUCAAGUGUAAUAAAGAUACUUCCUCAAUUUGUUUGGUGUUGUUUUAAGGACGAAGCUGCAGCAUCAAUCCUCGUUAAACACACCCGACAGUGGCGCGGUGCACCAACGCAAACAAUUGCAAUAAAUCAAAGCUUGUCAGAGAUCCUCUGGAAUAUCGCCUGAAAUCCGCUGCCAACAGCUGAAACUUUGCCCACCUGCAAAUACACCUGGGCAAACAUACAUGCAUACAUGCACGUAAGUGGAUAUAUGCCAGCUUGUGGCGUGUGAACGUGUUAAAAAUUUAAUUUGCAUAAAUAGGAAAUAUUUCGUGCGUUGACAGUGCAAAUAUUUACAAACAUAUGCGGCAAUGCUAAAAAUCAUUGUGCAAUAAAUUAUCGCUGGACGCAUUUGUUGUUGAAAAGUGCAAAUUUCAACGCAUACUUAAUGUGUAAUUUAAUACUGACACAUGUACAUACAUACAUAUAAACAAACAUAAAUUUUUUAUUUAUUUGUGAUAAGUAAACAUAAAAAUAAAUAAGUAAUUGAUUAAUAGCGGUGGCAAAUUAACAAAUGCAUAACCGCAUAAAUAAGUUGAUGAUUAUCAGCUGCAUAUGUGUGUGUUUCACGUGUAUAAAACGAGUUCACAAAAACAAUAAACUUUAGCGGAACAAAGACGCUUAAAGAGAAUUAAAGAAGUGAAAGCGGAACAAAAGGCAAUUUGCUAUUUUCGCUUAAAAGAGAAACUUAAUUGAAAAAAGUAAAAAAAAAAAAAUAUAAAAGACAGGAAAUUCGUUAAAAAUUGGCUUUUGAACGCACUUAAAAGCGCAUAAAGCGUAGAAAAGUUAAACAACAGCAUUAUAAAAGCGUAAAUUAAAUAACAAAGCCACUUAGCUAAGACUUAAGCAGGUUUUUUUUUCUUAAUUUUUGCUUUUUUAUUCAUCAUCGCAUAAAGGCAGCCGGCAGCGGUAUUGCGGAAGUGUGGCAAUACAAAGCGAGUAAAUAAUUGUCGGUGAAAAGUGUGAAAAGGGAAAGAAAGUACGGAAAAAACGCAAAAAAAAAACACUACAAUAAAACACCGGGAACAGCAAAUAAUUAAACGAAAAAACGCUGCUACGUAACGAAACAAAAGCAACAUUUCACCAGUCACAUCCCAAGUGUGCCCAUUUUAGCAACAACAAUGCGCAUAAUUUCGCAUAGCAUACGUUGCGGCGCACAAACAUAUGCUGCCAACGUUACGAGCACAAUUAAACAAAGUAAAGCCACCGCCACUGCCACCGCCACUACUGUAAGCAACAACAAGAUCAGCAACAACAAUAGCGCCACCAAAUCCACCGUUACGCAACAGACACUGACUCAAGCUACCAAAACAAACAUACGCCGUCUCAUUGCACAUCGACAGUUGUCCACUGAAGUUGCGCUUCUGACUGCUCCACAACUAGUUUACCCCUCUUUGUUGGAGUCAUCUGCGUUCUCCCCUUCGGGCAACACUUCCAACUCAUCUGCAUUGCCAUCACCGUCAUCUACACCAACGUCGGCUUUACUUCGACGCUCCUACGCUGCACAAUUCAAAAUGAAUUGCCCCAUUUUAAUUGUAAUUAGCCUUGCUUGUAUCCUGCAUGCCAGCCUGCUGUGGAAUGGCGUGAGUGCAGCAAUUUCAAAUCGAGGUGAGUUUUUGCCCAUUGGAAUUCAACUAAGUGCGCUGAGGCGGCUUUUGCUCAUGCUCGUACACAGUAUAUAUUGAGUGAGUAUGA
This is a messenger RNA of Ceratitis capitata (Mediterranean fruit fly), 2585 nucleotides long. RefSeq names its product lateral signaling target protein 2 homolog. Bases 2012 to 2575 code for a protein of 187 amino acids. The transcript is spliced from 3 exons. The record is from RefSeq and is a predicted model, not a curated record. Lineage: Eukaryota; Metazoa; Arthropoda; Insecta; Diptera; Tephritidae.